AUGUUUCAGCUCUCCGAAGAUGUUGUGAACCGAAUGAAAGAAUCUCCUCAAAGAGACAAGCAGAGAUUGCCCCGUUCAUCCAGUGCCACAGCUCCGUCUUCACCAGCUGCAGAAGGGAAACCCAAAUCUUCUACAGGUAUCCAGCCACCAAUGGCAAGUGAUUCUGUUCAGAAGUCUACUGCUGCAGAGCAAGAACUGUACAGGAGGUAUGAGCAAGAACAGGCACUGGUGCAAGAGGAGUUGCUCCGGCUGGCCAAAAGAGAAAGGGAAGCAGCCAGUGAGGCCUUGAGUACUGCCCUUCAGCGGGAAAGGAACAACACUAACGAAGAGAGGCAGAGAGUGGCCCAGCUGGCUGUGGAGCUGCAAGGCAGGGAAGCAGAGCUGAAGCGGCGAGAGGCCUUCUAUAAAGAGCAGUUGGCCCGCAUUGAGAGGAAGAAUGCAGAGAUCUACAAGCUGACAUCCGAGCAGUACCAGGAGGCAGCCACCAAGGCAGAGGAGUGGAUAAAGAGGAGGAACACUGAUCCUGUCUGUGCAAGCCUGCAGUCUGAAAUUCUGAAGUGCUACCAAGAAAACAAACGUGAAGUGCUCAAAUGCUCAGAGCUGGCUAAGGAAUAUCAGCGCUGCGUUAGUGCAGCUCAGAAGGAGCUGUUAGUUAAUUCUGCAUAAACAUCAGGCGCCAAAGAGCAGAGGACAGGGACCACAGAUGCCCUUGGAAUCCCCAGCAUCCUUCUGGACAGACACUGACCAAAUCCGGUGCCUUCUGCCCUUCGCGGUCCAACACGACGACAUGAUUCCUCUCCUAAUUGUCUGCAUGUAUCAGUCUCAGUGGAUGUUUCUGGAGCUGGGAGGAGGGUCCCGGGAGAGGGGGACGCUAUCAUUUCCUUUUUUUACUGUAUUACAGUGUAAAGAAUCAUAUUGACCCCAAGUGCUUCCAGCACAGCUUGUAGCUUGGAGGCUUGCCCAACACAAGCCUUCUUCACCCUGCACUAGCUUUGGUUUCACCAACCAUAUUUGCAUUUCAAGAGCUGUUCUCUUCGUCCCUUUGCUCUGGAGAAAGGGGUCUGAGGUACCUGGAAGUAACCCUGACUAGCUUGUUAGGAUUAACUGUUCCUGACGUGCUCCCAUCGGUUACACCAGCAGGCGUGUUUCUUCCCUUCCAAGGAUCCCUUCUAAACAAUAAAGUGUUUAA
This is a messenger RNA of Opisthocomus hoazin, 1189 nucleotides long. The record is from RefSeq and is a predicted model, not a curated record. Lineage: Eukaryota; Metazoa; Chordata; Aves; Opisthocomiformes; Opisthocomidae.